This is a messenger RNA of Vicia villosa (hairy vetch), 1665 nucleotides long. RefSeq lists its product as uncharacterized. The transcript has 5 exons. NCBI's taxonomy places the organism in Eukaryota, Viridiplantae, Streptophyta, Magnoliopsida, Fabales, Fabaceae. The coding region runs from base 213 to 1277 and encodes 354 amino acids. The record is from RefSeq and is a predicted model, not a curated record.
UAAUUUGUCAGUGCAUAAAUUAAUUUCUUGAUCUUCUAACAACUCUCACCUAUAAAUAAAAGUAGUCUCUCGCAGUUACUUACUCAAGGGAGUUAUAUCAACCUAAAAUAAAGCAUUAGUUGAGGGGACACACCUGUUUCCCUUAUCUAAGUAACACUCAUUAAACCUUCUCCCUACCUUACCUAUUCGAUCAUUACCAUUCAUUCUUUAUCAUGGCUGUUGACCUACACACUAGUGCCACUCAUGACUCAUCGUUUCCUUAUGAUUCGGACUUUACUCACUCCAACAACUUCAACUUUAACGGUUCAGAUUCAAAUCCACACUUCCUUAUUUCUCGCCAAAUUAGAUCCCAUACAUCUACAACAACAACAACAACACCUUCACUCCCUCGUGAACUAACCCAACAUCAUAUGGAGAUGUCUCUUCAACAAAACCAUAAACUCGGUUCCUCGUGCAUUGCUUCCGACGAUUUAGAUUCGUUGAAGCCAUUGGAAACAUCAUGCUGUUGGUCUCAACAAUCAUCUCUUUGGUCACCGUUGUACUCAAACCAAACUAGUCCUGAAGGUUCUUUGUCUCCUAAUGAACCUGCAAGCGUCCAUGACUCUGAUUGCUACGACAUGGUUAAGAUGCUUGAGAAAAUGAAUCUCGAAGAAAAUGGAAAUUCUAAAUUCAAAUCUCAUUCACAAGAAUCACAACACCAUGUUGGAGUCGGUUCAUCACAUGAAUACAUCCUCAACGAACAAAUACGAGCUAAUCAAUUGUCUCGACUCAGGCAAGAACAGAUUCUGUCUUUGAAGCAAAAACUCAUGGCGUAUAGAGAAAACCAUAGUUAUGCAUCACCGCCUCAGUUUCAAAAGAACGGUAAAGAGGUUGAUGUUGGAUUUGAGAUGGCUCGGUCCGGUUCACUGAACCGGCGCACCGGUUCUGAGAAGCUUCCGCAUUUUCAGGAAGCUACCGGUUCAAGAGGCCCAUCAUGUGGGACAGGUGUUUUCCUGCCACGUGGCGGAGUCAGUACUAUGUUUCAGUCACAGAGUAAAAGACCAGGUAAAGGUUGUUCAACUGUUCUUAUACCUGAGAGAGUAGUACAAGCCUUGCAACUUCACUUUGAACAAAUUGCUGCCACGUCUGGACCUAAACCACGUGCCAUCCCUCCCCUGCAUGAUGUUUUAGUGAGUACUAAUAGGGAUGGCAUGUAUUCCCUACAGAAACGCCAAUCACGGAAGAAACCAACACAAGUUCAGAAUGAGAUGAUUCUGCCACGAGAGUGGACCUACUGAAGCACAAGUAGCUGGCACUGUACUAGAGCUAUAUUUGUAGCUAUUUUUCAUUUAGUUUUAUGAAAAUAUUCAUACUAGUAUAAUGCUUUGUUAGUGGUUUCUGCCAAUUCAAGCAGAAUAAAGAAAUAAAGAAAAUCUGGUUGAUCAGAAGAAUAAAGAGAAUCAAUCCCUAGGUUGCUAAGUUCUACUUGGUUGCUUUAGAUUCAUUGGAUUAAUAUUUGGGGAAUUAUUUUGGAUGUAAGAUUGUAUCAUAUGAGUAGAUAGCAAAGACUCUGGUUGAGAAUAUAUUAGUUGCUUUGUAUUUUGAUUCUGCCUAAAUACGUGUAAGAGAGAAUAUAAUGACCGAGGAUGGAUCAUGGAUCAUAGUAUAGAAUAAAUUAUCAAUUUU